CCCCGCUACCCACCCCGUGGAGAGCGCGCGGACCGCGGCUUCCUGAGCGCGGGCGCCGCCGCCGUCCAAACUGCGCACUGGGGUCCCCCGGCUCGCCCCGGUCCGGGGCGUCCGAGAGGCCGGGGGAGAGCGCACCAUGAAGUCAGUGCUCUUCAGCCGCUUCUUCAUCCUCCUGCCCUGGAUGCUGAUCGUCAUCAUCAUGCUCGACGUGGACACGCGUAGGCCCGCGCCCCCGCUCACCCCGCGCCCCUACUUCUCGCCCUACGCCGGGGGCCGCGGGGGCGCCCGCCUCCCGCUCCGCCGGGGCGGCCCGGGGCGCGGCCGGGAGCAGCGCAACGAGUCGCGGCCGCCGCCGCCGCUGCCGCCCGAGCCGCCGCUGCCCACCAUCUAUGCCAUCACGCCCACCUACAGCCGCCCGGUGCAGAAGGCCGAGCUGACACGCCUGGCUAACACGUUCCGCCAGGUGGCGCAGCUGCACUGGAUCCUGGUGGAGGACGCGGCUGCGCGCAGCGAGCUGGUGAGCCGCUUCCUGGCGCGCGCUGGGCUGCCCAGCACGCACCUGCACGUGCCCACGCCGCGGCGCUACAAGCGGCCCGGGCUGCCGCGCGCCACCGAGCAGCGCAACGCCGGCUUGGCCUGGUUGCGCCAGAGGCACGGGCACCAGCGCGCGCAGCCCGGCGUGCUCUUCUUCGCCGACGACGACAACACCUACAGUCUCGAGCUCUUCCAGGAGAUGCGGACGACGCGCAAGGUCUCCGUGUGGCCAGUGGGCCUGGUUGGCGGGCGGCGUUAUGAACGUCCGUUGGUGGAAAACGGGAAGGUCGUCGGCUGGUACACCGGCUGGAGAGCAGACAGGCCCUUUGCCAUCGAUAUGGCAGGAUUUGCUGUAAGCCUUCAAGUCAUCUUGUCCAACCCCAAAGCUGUAUUUAAGCGUCGUGGGUCCCAGCCUGGGAUGCAGGAAUCUGACUUUCUAAAGCAGAUCACGACCGUCGAAGAACUGGAACCGAAAGCAAGUAACUGCACCAAGGUCCUCGUGUGGCACACUCGGACAGAGAAGGUGAACCUAGCCAACGAGCCCAAGUACCACCUGGACACGGUGACGAUCGAGGUGUGACAGAGCCGCAGCUGGUGCUCUGGCGGGCGUGCGGGGUAGGGCUGCGGGCACCCGGGGGCCGUUUCCUCUGCUCUCCUCCCGACGGGCACCUGCUUACAAGGUGGCUGUGUCCGGAAGCUGAGCACGGGUAGAGACAGCCGCUCUUGUCUCCGUUUGUUCUGCAUGCUCCCUUACAAGCAACCCGGAGGGUCUCUGUACAGCACAGCUAAUGGCACGCAGGCUAGUACCAUUCCCAGAAUCUUCUUACAUACUUUUUUUUUCCCAUUUGGCCUUAUAAUUAAUUGGUAGAACUGAACAAAACAAACAGAUGACAAGUGUUCUGUCAACAGCACAUUCCCAAUUUGUGACUCUGCAACGUGAAGUAACUUUUGUAAGACUGGCGGCAGUAUACAUCAUAGGAAAUAAAACCCACAAAAAAGGUCUAUGGAUUCAUCUGUUUAAUACAGGGAUAUGACAUCUGUCAGUACUAGGCACCAUAAAAUGUAAACACAAUUACUGUCAUAAACCUGGAUACGCCUUCAAGGGUUGAAGUGGCUUGUUUAGUUACCCUGUUUGCAUCUAGUGCAGCGAAAGGUCUCGUGUUUGUUAGCGCUACGUGUACAUAGGAAGAGAUCCCAAUUACAAGGGAGGCAGGUAAAAUCUGACUUCUUCAAACAUUCGUUAAACAACUAACUUCGUAGUAACAUCCAGGUUUAUCUUCCUUUCUCUAACCACGUUCCCGGUUAAGCACAUCAUAGCAACAGCACAGUGACGUGAAUGAUGACAUAAAAGAAUCUGGAUACACUAGAAAACAGUGCUCAGUGAUACAUUGACAUUCUAUUUAUAUGAUUAAACAAACAUUUGAUCAUACAGUACCUUCCUACGGGAUUACUGGCUAAUCUGGGGGUGGGGUCAUACUGUUAGAGGUAUUACUAACAAACAUGAUAGCUACUUCCCUUAUAUGCAAACAUGAGAGCUACAAUUUCCUCGAGAGGGAAACUGAUCAUGCACGUUGACCGAGCAGCUUCCCAGAUACGGUGUCUAUGAAAUCCUGGGAAAUGUGAGCAAAAGCUGCCCUCGACAUGAAAUGGUUUCUCAGCCUGCUUUUCACCACAGCAAAUUUAAUCCAUCAGUACAGACCAACACGGUCAAUCAAUCAGAUAAUGCUUAAUAUGAACAAAUGGGGAGAAAAGAAAAAAAUAUUAUGUACACGAAUGAACAGGGGAACCCGGCUGCAUCUCCGCAGGAAUGUCAGGGGGGAGCGCGGUGGGCCGUGCUGCAGGGUCACUUCCACAGCUGCGUGCUGAGCGUCUGACCUGACGAGGCCCCCGACCACCCCGCUGCCCCCGCCGUGGUGCUGGGGGGCUGGCUGAAGCCUGCCGCGGGGCUUGCGCCGCCCAGGCUCAGGCCAGCCAUCUGCUGGUUCACCUGUGAACACACAAAAGGCAUCCUUCACUUUGCAGGCCUGGUUUCUUCAGCCACUGCUAGACAUUUCUAAUGGCCAGCCUAUUUUAGUAGAAGUGGGCCUUUACUCGAAGUUGAUUUACUCAGAGAGACACGGACACUUAAUAGCAACUCUAAGUAUUUUUCAUCCAUGUGAACAGCUGUCCGAGCCCUGGAGUAAAAGCAGCCGACCACACGAUGCUUUCUCCACAGAAAGCAAAUAGCUACCGUGUUCCCUUCUUGGUUGCUAUUUCCUUCUGCUUUUCAACCCUGUCUAUAAAGUGGUCUCAAGUCAUUUUAUAUUUAUUCAUUUUCUGGACUCAAUUUCUUGUCCCCCAAAGAUUAACCACAACUGGAAAAAGUACCAAAGCAAUCGCUGAAUUCAUAUCUGGAUGUGCCAUGAGUCUGCUAUUCGAACUUUCAACUAUACUAGCAAUACUUUCAACCAUAUACUUUCUAGGAUAUGCCUUCAACUAUAGCUUAACUACUAAGGACUAAGGAAAUGUCUGAAAGUAAACUACUCCAAAAUUAUGAACUGUAUAUGAUGGCAAUUGUUCUGUCUUUAUUCAAGUCUUAAAUAGCUCUGUAUACUUUAUAAAUAUUUAAAAAGGUCAUAAAACAUAUUUUUCUUUUGCUAUAGCCAACCAUAUAAACGCCUAUUGUAUGACAAAAGGUGUAAGAUUACAUGUACUUUCCUUCCAGACUGGAGUCCUAAAGGUGUAAGAUUACAUGUACUUUUCUUCCAGACUGGAGUCGUGUGUACAUAAGCCUCCUAACCCUCCCCUGUGGUGCUCUCACUUCUAAGACUGAUGGCAAGUGAAGGAAAGGCAAGAUUUACUACUAAGUAGAGUGGAUUCAAAAUCUAUGCUCAGGGCUUCCCUGGUGGCGCAGUGGUUGAGAGUCCGCCUGCCGAUGCAGGGGACGUGGGUUCGUGCCCCGGUCCAGGAAGAUCCCACAUGCCACGGAGCGGCUGGGCCCGUGAGCCAUGGCCGCUGAGCCUGCGCGUCCGGAGCCUGUGCUCCGCAACGGGAGAGGCCCCAACAGUGAGAGGCCCUCGUACCGCAAAAAAGAAAAAAAAAAAGAUUAAAAAAAAAAAAAUCUAUGCUCAGGGUUGGAUUGUAUUAAUAAAGUUCAACCGUCUGCAGUUCUUAGUUCUUCAAAAACCCUAAUACUAACCACAUCACUGAUGAGGGAGGCACAGUGUCUGGAGGGGCAGGUCGCUUCUUCCUAGGUACUGAAGGAUGUUUAGUACCUGUCAUGGCCAGCAGACCCCACCAAGAGAGAGCUGAAGAAGAGCACCCCCUUCGGCGGGCCUGGAAGUAAGGUGGGGUAAGUCCUUACUGGUUCAGCAGGCACCCUAACCUGGGCUGGGUCUGCUUCAGCAUUCCGGCUGCACAAAAGCUAUUACUGACAUUUGACACUUAACGAUUUUUGAGAUUCCCAGAGUGCACAGACCAAUGUCAUAUAGAUAUUCCUUUAAAUAGUGACAGUAAAAAAUAACUUGGAACAUUCAUGGGAUAUAUAGUGAUUUUGCUAAUAAUGUCGGUUAGAAAUUGCUAUAUACUAUUCCCUGAAUGCUGACGAGAACAGAAGUCAAGGGCAUCAAAAUACCAGAGGAACAUCAAAUAAGGAAGUGUACAAGGAAGAAGAGUGGGACCACGAACCUAGGUCUGAGGCCUCUGUCUGUGAAGCCAGAGGAAAGUCAGAAUGGAUUUGAAAGAGGUAAUACUAAAAUGUCAUCGCCUGGCUCUAAACUAACUUAGGCAGAAAUAGGAUUUUGUAAUAUGAGGGGAUGUAAGACACAAAUAUGGACUGGUUCAUAUCUUACGGGAAUUCUUGAACUAGUGUAUAUUUUUUUUAAACAUAAAUGUGACUAUAAGUAAGAAGAAAAUACAACUUUAGAAACGUAUUUGAACAAAAAGAUUUUUUAUAAAUCCACGCACAGCCUAGAUCUCUCAAAAACAGUGCUCUGAGAAUAUGAGGCUGGGUUGUUUUCUAAUUUGUGAAAGUUACCAAGAGCCCCCAAAAUUAUUAGUGAAAAUAGGUUGGUCUAGGUGGUCUAUACAAACAACCCACCAGGGGGCUGGGUUUAAAGCUUGGUGCUAAUUUCAAAAGAUGCCCAAGAUAAUUUCUAGCUGUUAGAAACAAAUGAGGGACAUUCACCAUUACAGCUGUGUUAUAAUCGGAAAUGAAAAAAUGCUUAACAUUCUCUACAGAAUAUUCUAAAUAUAGGAACAAUGACAGCUCAUUUGUCUAUUUGAUUAAACAGUUUUUACCUUUUAUAACAUUAUCCCUACUCAAUUCUUUCUGCCAGAUUGUUAGAUUUAAAAACAAAUAAAACCAUUUAGAAAACAAGAUCUGGUUUCUCUGAUUUUGGAGAAAUUGGAGAGAAAGGACCCUACCUGGGAGAGGUUCCAUGGGGGCUGCUGAGCUGGCGGCAGGCCAAACUUACUCUGGGCUGCACCCACGUGUCCCACCAUCCCUCCUGGGGGGCCGACCACACUCUGCGGAAGUGGCAUCACCCCAGUCUGUGCGUUUCCCAUGAAGCCGUUGGGCAGGGGCAUGCCCACCAUCACGCCCGCGCUCGGCCCCAUCACGCUUCCCGCAAGGCCAGGAGCUGCAGGCACAGGCCCGCCCAUGGACGGGAAGCCUUGAAAUGCAGCCGGUGCUUGUGAGGGAAACGGUAUAUUUGUGGGUCCCAUAAACACACCUGCAGCAGAAGAACCGAGCAGAGAAAACAAACGAAGAGAACAGGGUUACCGCAUAGCGCUGCACUCGCCUCUGUCAGCACAGAAACAGGAGCCCGUCUUGCUGAACUACCCACGGCAAAGGCUUUCCUUCUGGUCUGGCUCCUGUUGCUCAGAGCAGCUCACACCUGCACCCUCAGGGCUGGUUACUUCCAGGAAGCAGACAAAUCAGUUAGGAGCCUGAGCAAAUUUAACUAGGGUAAAUAAAUCCUGUGCAACAGCUACAUAAAACAUCCAUUGUGAAGACCAAACUAUAUAGCAUGAGACUGUGUUUCUGCUGAUUUGCACCACUGGUCUCUCACUACCAAGUAAACAAGUCAGAGUGGACUGUCGCUGGCUUUAAUGGAAGCAGCUGAGACGUCAUAUAAUUUCAGCUCUUAUGUGAAAUGCAGCCCAUUAUUUUAGAGGAAAUGACAGAUUAAAACUGUGUAAACAUAAAUCUUUACCGUGCUAGUAUUUCCUUUUGAUAUAUUAAAAAAAAAACCUCAAAGCUUUUUUUGAUUUCAUGUGAUAUUUCAGACUUACUGUUUACGUGCAGAAAGAAUACCAUACUGUACAGAGUUAUAAACUUCAGGCAAAUCAAAUUUAAAUAAUUCUUCAAAGAUAAUCCCUGUCCUAUAAGGCUUGUGAAACAUUAAGUGACGUGCGACCAGCUUGUUAAUCCUAAAUGAAUAAAGUUUUGUGCAUUCUAAUCCUAAUGCUUCUUUCAUUUCAGUUUUGUAGUUGUGUAAACCGCAACAACAAAAGCACUCACUACACAGAAAAAACAAGGAAGAAAUGUAAUUGACAUUACAUAAGCACAAAGAAUACACUUCUAGUGAUGUCACUGCAAUUCACGGAAAGCAGAUUUCAAAUGCAUUACCAGGAGCACUCUGCUGCUGGGUGGUCCCCGUGCCAUACAGAGACAAGAUGGAGUCUUUGGAGAGCUGUUUCUUGGCCACCUCUUCUGACUUAGUAGUUUGCUCAGUGAAUAGAUCCAGAUCCCCAGAUGUCACUGCAGACAGAGCGGCAACUGCUGGUACAGAGGACGUCCCCUGAGACAGAUACCAAAACAAGCUGUCGAAUUCUGCAUAAUAAAACACAGCUCAUCCAUUCCUUGAAAUCCAAAUGAAGUUAUGAAAUUAGAAACUAAACAACUGUAGAAGGUAACAUGGUGACACUAAAGGGAAUCGCUGACAAAGCCCAUGCAAAACCUACAUGCAGGAUAGAGGAACAUUUCCUAUUUUGAAUCUGUUAAUGUAAAAGGAGUAGAUAGAACCUCUCUGAUGCUGAGUUCUGCCCACCACAUCCUGACCACAGUGGCUUCAACAACAGGCAUGUGGUGCCGCUUAAGGACCAGCAUUCCUGGGAGAUGUUCGCACAUCUCCUGAUUGUUCGCACAAUCACUGCUGCCAAGAACUGGCAUCCCUUGGAGUGAAGAACAUUUCUACAACUACAGCAGACUGCAGGAGGGUCCUGCAAUGGCUGAUUUUGUCUUCUUUGGGGGGGAAAAAAAGUUUUGAUUUUCAAAAGCAACAUCAUGAUAUUUUUAUGAACCGAAUCUAAUCCGUUUUUACCGCAACAUUAGAAUGCUUCCAGUCUACCCAGAUAUGAGGUCCAGCAAAACUGCGACCACUGCACUCUCCCCUACACCUUGCAUUCCGCUUGUAGACAGGGGUAAGAACACGAAUACAAAUGAGCAUGUGGAUAUUGUAAUACAAAACAAAAAAUUUCACUUCAUCUCCUGUAUCUUGCACACAGAUAGUAUUACACAGUCACAACUGACACCUCACUUUAAUGAUCUCUGCGGUCACUAAAUAUUCAAUCCCAUUUGCGUAUAGGGAAUUGACUUAGAUAUGAAGAGUUUCAGAGAAGUCUAUGAAGACUAGUAAAAACUGGAUAAGAGUCUUCUCAAACUAUAGAACGAGGUGAGCAGCAGGUAGAGUUCAAUCAUAGUGUACAUGAUUUGGCUUGAAUUUUUAAAAAAUCAAACAUUUAAUGCCUUGGCUAAAAAACCUUUCAAUAAAUUAGCCUCCAAGCAUUAUGCUCACAAACGAACUUAAGCAGAACAAUAUUUUGAAUCUAUUAUGACAUCAAGCAAGAAUUUUAAGACAGGAAAAAAAGCCACAUAAUUUUGCAAAAGAUCUGAAAUGUGUAAGAAACCGGACAUGAUGGAAUUCAAAUACAACAGUAGGCUUGAAUCAAAUAUAUCUGACGUAGCAAUGAAGCAGAAGGCAGAGGCCGAGAGCGUGGGCCCUGCAGCCAGCCUGCAGGCUCGCCCCAGUGCCCUCGGACCUGCCACUCCGCCUUCCCUCUGGGCCCAGGGAGGAGCUGCCUUACCGCCACGCCCCACGGCCACAAGGAGUGCUUGGCAGACACCAGCAUUGGCUGUUAGUGUUGCUAGGUGACAAAGCAGCCACACCUCACUAAAUGAUCCUCCAGCACGUUUAGUUUCUGUUCAGUCUAAAAACCUGCUCAAAACCCUGGGGUCUGUUCCCUGAGGAGGACACAGACGUGUGAGAAAACCUGAAGUGCUUGGGAAAGCUACUAUUAUUCCACCUCAGGCUAGAGCAGCCCCGUGCUCCAGACGCGUGUGUUUCUUCCGAUGAACGCCUGCCUCCACAGGGACACAGUCUAAGCACAGCCACGCCAGGCAGCAUGGCUAGCAGGUGCUCGAACGGCCAUUUACGGGGCGGGUGAUGGGGGCGCCCCACGUGCCGGCAGGACCACUCCAAGGUAAAAGGAGAGCCACUGCUGCCGGUACGCGCGCACUUUCCGGAGGCCGCAGGAUCCCCAGGCAAAGGCUCUCUGGCCGUCUGGGAUCCGGGGCCAAACCGACGACAGGCCACAGCACCUGUGUGAGUCUAGAUGCUGUGGGGAUGUGGAUAUUAUGGACAGAACAGGAAAGGGAGGGCUUCUACGUGUCACCCUGGGGGACACUGGAACGACACCCCUCAACCCCCAGUACACGCGUCCUCGCGGGUCAGCUGAGCGUUCCCAGCCCCUCAGGGAAGACUGCACAGCCAGACAGGAAAGCAGACGGUCACAUCAAUCCAGCUCACAUUCACGUGAGGGGAAAUCUCCAACCAGAAUUUGCACCACACUCAGAAAAUCAGGACUGAAAGAAGCAGGGGUCAGAGUAAUUCCUAGUGGGGUCCAAUUCAAUUUCACAGCAUAGAAAGUCACCAAAUUAGUAAACUGUGUACAGUGUGUGUGUAAAAUGUGUGCUUUAACCCACCUUCUCUCUCCCUCCCCCAAUUUUCAAAGACAUUAUUUUGACAAAAUGUCUGGAUUAGAGUCUUUACAUGUAGUUUGGAGGGAAGAUAAUUCUGUUCACCAAAUUAUUUUAGAGGGCUCCAUAAAACUGACACCAUUUUGGUCCAAAAACAUUCAGAAAAAGAAUGAGGUGUGAUUUUGAAGACCUGCCCUGUCUCCUCUCAGGUACAGAGGCCCAGCACGAAGGCCAGGGCGGCCCUGGGGGCACGAGGAGGAGCUGCACGCACACUGAGGGGGGCUGAGGUCCGCACUGUCCGGCUCGCUGCUCUCCCUGCACAGAACCCACGGGGCCUCGGCUGGCCUGGGGUCUAACGCGCAAGCAGCUGCAGAGCGGUUCCCGCCCCGCAGUGGAGUCUAAGGAAGGCGGGCCGGCCGAACGGCCCGCUAGAACGCUAGACCAAAAGAAGCUGCUUUGCAUGCUCGGACUGUCAAGUAUCCCAAAUACUUCUUUCCACACCCAAAAUGUUAGCGUGAGACUUCUUCUUUUACUACCACACGCAUACCCACGGCUGCACACAUUCACAAGGUAAUUAAUGUUAACCGAAACGAUAAUAGCAAUACUUAGUUCCUCUUUUUACGUGUUGGGGGAAGGAGGAGAAGAGGCAAAGCCAUAAAAUAAAGCUAUCUUCUCUGAAAAUAAACAGCGAUGCUGCAGAUGAAGCUCCACUUAAACUAAUGAUUCCUCAGAAAUCUAUCUGCUCAAUUCCAGCGUUAAUUAUACAACGACUAUCAUAAUGACAAUAAAUAUAUAUAAUAAAAAUACAUGUAAUUCGUCUUCCUAAUAAGACAUUGGUUCUUUCUUAUUAAAACUUUCCAUCCAAACAAUUCCCAUUUGGCUCAGGUUUUCUAGAGACAGAGAAAUAUUUGACCUCAAAAAUUAUACUUUACUACAAAAAACUAGUUGCUUAUUUGUAAAUUUAAAACAGAAUCUCGG
Messenger RNA from Globicephala melas (long-finned pilot whale), 9472 nucleotides. RefSeq names its product beta-1,3-glucuronyltransferase 2 (gene B3GAT2). Gene Ontology annotation, molecular function: galactosylgalactosylxylosylprotein 3-beta-glucuronosyltransferase activity. Gene Ontology annotation, biological process: carbohydrate metabolic process; chondroitin sulfate proteoglycan biosynthetic process. Gene Ontology annotation, cellular component: Golgi membrane. The record is from RefSeq and is a predicted model, not a curated record. Lineage: Eukaryota; Metazoa; Chordata; Mammalia; Artiodactyla; Delphinidae.